Alternaria viburni is the source of this 288-nucleotide messenger RNA. RefSeq lists its product as uncharacterized. NCBI's taxonomy places the organism in Eukaryota, Fungi, Ascomycota, Dothideomycetes, Pleosporales, Pleosporaceae. Bases 1 to 288 code for a protein of 95 amino acids. The transcript is spliced from 2 exons. The record is from RefSeq and is a predicted model, not a curated record.
AUGAAGCUCUCCCUCAUCAUCAUGGCAGCUGCCUCUACCCUCGUCCUCGCCGGCGGCGGCAAGAAGGAAGAAUCCGUUCUGUGCAAGAAGUGCGACAUCUACAGCCUUGAACACUGCGAGAAAGACGUCUGCAAGGACAAACUCAACGACCGCAAGCAGAAAGACUUUGAAUGGUAUAUGUGCGUGAACGACUGUAACCGCCAGGACAUCUGCAAGUACGUACCUGCAGGCGAGACAGUUGCUUGCGGCGAUGAGUGCACUCCUCAUGCUAUCUGCACCACUACCUAG